Ipomoea nil (Japanese morning glory) is the source of this 1694-nucleotide messenger RNA. RefSeq lists its product as uncharacterized. NCBI's taxonomy places the organism in Eukaryota, Viridiplantae, Streptophyta, Magnoliopsida, Solanales, Convolvulaceae. The transcript has 14 exons. The record is from RefSeq and is a predicted model, not a curated record. The coding region runs from base 284 to 1327 and encodes 347 amino acids.
UUCAGUUUUAAUUAAGCUAACUUAUCGAAUCUCUUCUGCAGCUAUACUCCUCGCAGCAUUAAAAUUUUGCCCUGUUUUCUUUCUCGUCACCGAAACAGAGACAGCGACAUUAUUGAAAGUUUCGAUCAGAUUUAUUUACUACGGACUGGAAAACCAGUCUUCUUCCCCAAGUUCACAACUUUCCCUUUCUUCAUCGAUUCACAAUUUCAUCCGCCCCUUCCCUCUAUCUCUCAACGAUUCAAUGCUUUGACGUUUUGCGUAAUCGAUUCAGUCGUCGCUUCCCAUGGCGCUUCCUCUCGGCAAGGUCGCAUUUCUCUUCGGUACCGGUGUUGUUGUAUCAGCUCUGUCAAAAGAAUCGAGUAUAGGUGAUUAUUUCUCAGGCGCCUUUAAGAUAUUAUGGAAACAAAUCAAGCAAGAUAAUUCAAAAAGUUCAAAUCCUAAGCCUCAUAGUGAUGCUUUGCUGAAGCAGGUCAAUAGCUUGAGGGAGGAGCUGCAACUCUUGGCAUCGAAUAGAUCUGUAACUAUUAUUACUUCAGGUGGUUCAGGUUCAAGUGGCAAAUAUGGCAUGAUUGUUGUUGUUGUGGUGGUUGGAUAUGGAUAUCUUUGGUGGAAGGGUUGGAAGCUUCCUGAUAUGAUGUUUGCAACCAGGCGUGGUUUAACUGAUGCCUGUUCUACUGUGAGCAAACAGCUUGAGAGUGUUUACACAUCAAUUGCGGCAACAAAACGGCAUUUAUCAUCACGUAUUGACCGCGUUGAUUCCAAAAUAGAUGAGUGUGGUGACAAUACAGUUGCUGUUAAGGAGGAGGUUUCUGAAGUUCGAGGGGAGGUGAGAGCAAUCGGUGAUGAUUUACAAUCAGUUCAUCUUGUUGUCCAAAAUCUGGAGACCAAAAUUAGUAGGAUAGGAGGGAAACAGAAUGAGACAAACUUUGGCCUCGGAAAGUUGGUUGCUGUUGCAAGGAAUUUGGAAAAUAGAAGAGCCAUGGAACAGAUUGAGGCAUCUGCAUCUAGUUCAGUAAGGCCUGCCCUUGAAUUGCCAGAAUGGACUCCUUCAACAGUGCCUUUGGUGGUUGAGCCCUUGUCUCCCAAUUCACCUGUUGAACCACCAUCUCCAUCUGCAUCUAAUGGAUUUCAGAAGCGGUCCCCGCAUGGUGCUGUGCCCUCUUCUCCCUCUGGUGCAAAGAUCCAUCGAGGAAUAUCAGAUGUGGUAGGAAUGGCGAGUGGAAACAGCCCUCUGAUUCUAAAUGCCGGCGUUACAUUUGGGCGCACACUAUCUGCGAGUGCUGCAUUUAUUACAAGAAGCCACGCAGCAGUUCGGACUUUCAAGUAGGUGUGUGCACGUAAUAUCGUAAGAUAUAUAUAUUCUUAAUCCAUGCGGAAAGAAGUGUUUCUAUGUCGAUUAUUGCUGCCUAAUCAGCCACUGGCGCCCAUUCAGUAACUCGUUGUUCACUGGGCUGAAUUUUGUAGAGCCGCAAAACAUACAUAUUAUAGGGUCAAUUUUAGCAGCCAAGGAUAAAUAUUUUGUCUACACUUGGGUAGAUAGCACAGGGGAGAUGAACAAAGGUUGAAUAAGAGGAUUGCCAACCUUAAUUUAAAAAAUUCUUUGUUUAUCUCAGACUUCAUACUGGCUUUCAUUUGCCUUGCCAAUAGUAAAAUGCUGAAUGUUUACUUCUAUUGGUAGUGCCAACAUUUCUGCU